This is a messenger RNA of Folsomia candida, 2456 nucleotides long. RefSeq names its product zinc finger protein 883. Gene Ontology annotation, cellular component: chromosome; nucleus. The transcript is spliced from 6 exons. Gene Ontology annotation, biological process: regulation of transcription by RNA polymerase II. The coding region runs from base 410 to 2308 and encodes 632 amino acids. NCBI's taxonomy places the organism in Eukaryota, Metazoa, Arthropoda, Collembola, Entomobryomorpha, Isotomidae. The record is from RefSeq and is a predicted model, not a curated record. Gene Ontology annotation, molecular function: chromatin insulator sequence binding; RNA polymerase II transcription regulatory region sequence-specific DNA binding; DNA-binding transcription factor activity, RNA polymerase II-specific.
UUUCCAAUUUUCCGAGUCAAUAUUUACACAAAUGAAGGUUAAAUCUGUGCUAAAAUUGAUUCCUUGUAAUUCAAAACUUUUCAACAUUUCCGUCUGAAAUUGCGGAAAACUAACUUCUGGUCGAAUUACUAAACUCAAUAUGUUUUUGUGACGACCGUCCCAUAAUUUACUAGAAAAAUUUACAUAAAAAAUAAGUACAUUACCAUCAUAAUUUUAAAUAUAUCACAACUCGGUGAGAAAUAUGAAACCAUGAAGGCAAUAUCAUAACCCCAUGUUUGGAGGUAUCCACAUAUUACGUCAUCAAAAAUUCUUUAUCUCACCUAACUUAUCCAUUAAGGGAUAUGAAAUUUAAACAUGGGAGAGAUAUGAAAAUCUAGACCGCCCAACCACAAAAAUGACGACGUAAUAUAUGGAUUGUCCCUUAAUUUACGGACAGCCCCUUAACAAAACUAACAACUCAUUAGUAAUUUAUUAUUAUUAUUUUUACAGCCUCACUAUGGACCAAGAAGUCCUUCCCGACACCCAGCAGACCGGAGGUCACGCCAAGACAGAAAAAAUUCCUCCUCCUUCCCCCGAAGUAGACAAAUCUCACCUGAAUCAACGACCAAAACUCGACAAAACUUGGCAAAAACUCGGCCCCCUCAUCGCCACGUCGGUCGCCAAUCGAAAAAUGUACGAAGGAUAUGAAAUCGCCGUUAAAAAUGAAACCUAUACUUGCCUCGCGUGCGGUUUUAUAGUUUCAGGAUCGCGUAAAUCAAACAAAUCCGAUAACAGAAGAUUAAUCAAACUGCACAUAAAAGCGAAACAUUUAAACGCUUUCCGAUGUGAACCAUGCGAAAAGGACUACACCUCGUAUACCAUUUUACAAACUCACCUCCGAAAGAUGCAUUCCGCCGGAAAGCUCCCCACCCACGUUUGCGAGAUAUGCGGAAAAACCGUGUCCAACAUCGAACUGCACGUAUGGAACCAUCACAAGUCUCCGGAGGAGAAAGAACAAGUCAUCCAGUCCGGGGUGGGAUUCGGGCUCAUAUCAUGUGACAAGUGUGGAAAAGAAUUUUCCGGACAUGAUAAGCUAGCAGCGCAUCAAACCCAAGGAAACCGAUGUAAAGGGGCCAAGAUAAGCGUCGAAAACGAUCCUGCCGCUGGAACCUCUGGUGUCGUCCUGGGGAGCGCAGAUAAGUCGGACACCUCGCUUUCAAAACCUUCCAACCGGAGGCUCACAUGUCGCAUCUGUGGUCGCUCAGUGACCUUUUACAGUCACGCUCAACACGAAUGGACGCACAAAAAUGAAGCUGAAAAGGAGGAAAGUAUUCGACUCGGGAUAUCUCCAAAGGUUCGGUGUCACAUCUGCAACACGUACGUGCUCCACAGCGGCUACAAAGCCCACCUCGAUGUUCACAAGAAUCCCGAAGAGAUUUCCCAUCUCGUCUGCGAGUGGGACGGAUGUGGGCGCAAAUUUGCGAGAAAAUCGUACCUGGCCCUGCACAUUAAAACGUUCCAUCAUCGCUCCAAACCUCCCCACGUGGCCAAACCUAAACUCGAUUUGCUCUGUCCUGAUCCGUCCUGUUCCUCGCUCCGUUUUACGUCAAAACCUUUGCUGAACUCGCACAUUGCUCGCCGUCACAAGUGCAAAGUCCGUUCCGAGCGUCCCCUCAAGUGUGACAUUUGUCAUGCCGGCUUCCUCGUCCGAAUCGAUUUCACGCGACAUCAAAAGAGCCACCUGCCCCGUGAAGCGUACACCCUCACCUGCCCCCACUGCCCCAUCCUAUACGCUAAACCAAACCUAUUAAGGAGACAUUUGACCUUGGAACAUUCCGCACCAAAAGCAAGCCGGGCAGCCAGUGAACGAAUGUAUCGAGAACGGAAGAAAAUGCAGGGAAAACGGAAGGCCGCUGAUGACGACAGCCCUCCUUCUUCCCACUCAUCAAAGCGUAGGAUGAAACCCCGAAUAGAAAUUGAGCACGUUCCAGAUGAAGAAAUUGAAAUUAAGGAAGAAGAUUGCACCAUUCGAGAUGCCCUCUCAGAGGCGGAGGAGGAGGAGGUAGACUCCGGGGAUAGAACCGAUAAUGACAGGAAUGAGACUGACGUUGAGAUUAAGUCUAAAGGUCAACAAUCAAACGGUGAUCUGGAUAAUGUUACAAGUUUGUCGCAUUUUAGCAAGAUUAAAUCGGAGCAUGGAAGCGAUAGCGAUAUUGACACGGAAAGUGAACACAAAGGUUUUAAAAUGUUAACUUUUAACGGUAAUAAUUCAUCCCCGGAAGAAGACGAUGGAGAUAGCGAAGAUCCACUCAAAUUAUGGGAUGAUUAGUGGAGAUAUUUUUGUAGCAAAUGCCAUUAAGAAUUAAAUUUUUAAUUUCUAAAUAUUUUCAAGCUAAGUAUUUCAAUCGAAAUUUGUGUCCAAAUGUAUGAUCACACAUACAUACGCAGCAAAAUGUAAUAAAGUACAUAUUCACAAA